AAAACCCAACCUGCUUUACAAGCUUCAUUACCCCUCACCGUCUCCAUCCCCUCAAUAAUCACGAUGCUGGCCCAGCCCCACCACCGCCGGCAUCAACCCUCCGCCACCGCCCGACACCACUCACCCAACCCCUACUCCCUGGAUUACGACCUCUGGGCUGAGAUGCUUAUGAAAUCUAACCGCAACUCCUUCGGCCGACCGGACACCGAGCAGAACUUCGGUCCGUGGACUCGCAGACCUCUCCCGCCACCCCCAUCCGCUUCCGCCGCCUCCGAUGAACUUAAGUACCCUCCGCCCACGAACACCAGGGCACAGACGAUCGAAAAGUACCGACAGGAGAUGAUGGACUUGGUGCGGAACAUGCCAGAAGAGGAAGAGGAAGAAGUUCCCGCGUAUGAGCUGUCGUUGAGGGAUAUCGUGGAGUCUCCGGUAGCGAAGAAGCCGGAGGUUGAGACGGCUGAGGAUAGCUUUGAAAUGAAGAGGAAACAGAGGAGGGUUUCGAGAGAGGGAAAGAACGGGAUGUCGGGGUUACUUAUGAAGGCGUUCAUACCUAGGGUUAGGGCUGCGCUGGGCGGUCGCAAGAGAAUCGCCGGAGUCGGUGCAGGGAAAGGAGCAAAGGUCUCGCCGAAGCCGAGCAACAGUGAUUGUGAGGAAAGGAGUUGCAGUAAUGGAAGCUGUGAUAGCAGCAGCAGCAGAAGAAACGGGGGUGGAAUGGGAUCAUGCUAUUCAUUCCUGCACAAGCAUAGGAGCAAAUCCAUGGAGAUAUAAAUCAAAGUGUUCUUCUUUUAUCAUGAGAGUUUCUGCUUAUGUUUUGAAUUUCUUCAUCUGAGGCUUAUCGAGUGGAUGCUUGGAUCAAAAUUCAGAUCUUGCUUAUUUAUGUAAAUAUAUGUAUUAUAAAAAUGGUUAACAUGAGCAGUUUCUUCUGUGGCGUUUGCUAAGCAUUAUUGCAAUUUCUAUAAAUAUAUAGAAUCUUUAUGCA
Messenger RNA from Dendrobium catenatum, 979 nucleotides. RefSeq lists its product as uncharacterized. The coding region runs from base 64 to 768 and encodes 234 amino acids. The record is from RefSeq and is a predicted model, not a curated record. The transcript has 2 exons. Lineage: Eukaryota; Viridiplantae; Streptophyta; Magnoliopsida; Asparagales; Orchidaceae.